Messenger RNA from Physcomitrium patens, 2115 nucleotides. Its product is annotated as 4-hydroxyphenylpyruvate dioxygenase. The record is from RefSeq and is a predicted model, not a curated record. Lineage: Eukaryota; Viridiplantae; Streptophyta; Bryopsida; Funariales; Funariaceae. Gene Ontology annotation, molecular function: 4-hydroxyphenylpyruvate dioxygenase activity. Gene Ontology annotation, biological process: L-tyrosine catabolic process.
CAUUCAGGGGCGGAGCUCGUCAUCGCGCGCACGCACGCACCAGCGCAAACACCCACUCACGGAGAGUGAGCAUUUGCAUUUCAUGACGCUAUCAGGCCGUGUGGCGGAAGGAAUCUAGCCAACCCCGGGUCCAAAUCGCAUGCACAGGUUCCCUGCCCAGGCUUCUCGACUACCUGGCUCGACCCCAUAGCUUUACGGAACUUUCGCCUGCGUUUGCUUCGAUCGGGUGACGCUGAAGCAUUUGAAGAAGGCCUUCGACGGAGAUUCUUGUGGAGGUUAUAGCAGGGGAGGUUAGUGGUGGGCGAAGGGAAAAGGGCCAGGGCUACGACGCAGGCACCCUGGAGGGAGUAGUGGCGUGGGCGCAGGGUGGUGUAGCAUCGCCAACGCGUUCUUCAGCUCCUUGGAGCGGUACUCGUUUGUAUCGCGGAGUGUCACGGACAGCGGGGAGGAGAGGCGGAAGGUUUGCCAGUUGGAGUGGCGGGAUGGGGCUCGACAAGAGCGAAAGUGAGGGCAGCGUCGUUGGUCCCUUGCACCUUGUGGGCUGUGAGCGGUUUGUGAGGAACAAUCCAAAGACGGAUCGGUUCGGAGUGGAGCGAUUCCAUCACGUCGAGUUUUGGUGCGGAGAUGCAUCGAACACGUGGAGGAGGUUUUCCUGGGGUUUAGGUAUGCACCUCGUAGCAAAGUCGGACCAGACAACUGGAAAUCAAACGUACUGCAGCUAUGCGAUUCAAUCGAAUGAGCUCGUGUUUGCUUUCACUGCCCCGUACUCAUCCACGAUAGAUCAAACGAAUACUAAAAUGCCUCACCCUGGUUACAAAAGUGAUGAGGCCAGAUCUUUUACUGAUUCUCACGGGCUAGCCGUGAGGGCAGUUGGAAUCCUUGUGGACGACGCUGAUGAAGCCUUUCGCAUUAGUGUUGAGCAUGGAGCAGUAUCCGUGUUAGAACCUCAUGUUUUGAGUGAUGAUGCAAAGGGUGGGAAAAUGGUAAUGGCCGAGGUGAAGCUGUAUGGGGAUGUUGUUCUGAGGUAUGUUAGCGAGCAGGGAUAUAAGGGUUCUAUGCUACCCAAUUACGAGGAGGUUGAAUCGCUUCCUCUCUCGUAUGGUCUUGUUAGACUCGACCAUGCCGUCGGGAAUGUACAUAACCUUGCGGAGGCGGUGAACUAUAUUGCUAAGUUCACAGGUUUUCACGAGUUUGCUGAGUUUACAGCCGGCGACGUGGGGACAACAGAGAGUGGUCUAAACAGCAUGGUCGUGGCUAGUAACAAUGAGAUGGUUUUGUUACCUAUCAACGAGCCUACUUUUGGUACUAAACGCAAGUCUCAGAUUCAGACUUAUCUUGAGCACAAUGAAGGUCCAGGGCUUCAGCAUCUUGCUCUGAUAUGUGACAACAUCUUCUCAACUCUAAGAGAGAUGAGGACCCGCACACACAUUGGAGGUUUUGACUUCAUGCCAAAACCUCCGCCUACUUACUACAAGAACUUGGCAAACCGAGUUGGCGAUAUCCUCACUGCAGAGCAGAUUAAGGAAUGUGACGAGCUCGGUAUCCUUGUGGAUAAGGAUGAUCAGGGCGUUUUGUUGCAGAUUUUUACUAAGCCUGUUGGUGACAGGCCAAGUAUAUUUGUCGAGAUCAUUCAGAGGAUUGGGUGCAUGGACAAGGACGAAAGCACGGGUGCGACUGUUCAGAAGGGAGGCUGUGGUGGCUUUGGGAAGGGGAAUUUUUCGGAGCUCUUCAAAUCUAUUGAAGAGUAUGAAAAGACUCUCGACGGCACUUUGAAAGUGCAUUGAAUGGUGGACAUCUCUUUGCUGUUGACAUGUAGGUAUAUAGAUAUUUGGAUCGACAGGAUUCUAUUCGUGAUGUUUAAAGACCUUUUGAGUCUCUUUUCGUAAGAGAGGGGUUUGAUUUUCUGUAUGUGUAUGAAUGUAUAUAAUUAUACACAUGUCUUCCUAUCAGGUACUCAGACCACUUAGGUUGGGUGGAUCUUUCAAUGUAUGAUCUUUCACAUGUUAGAGCAUCCAGGAUAAAACUGUUAACUGGUAUAUUUAAUCUGAGCGCUUGCAAUGACCUUUUAAUUGCUGCCCGGUUCCUUAUUGAACAAUAACGAAGGUUUCUUCGAUA